Messenger RNA from Babjeviella inositovora NRRL Y-12698, 1187 nucleotides. Its product is annotated as urea carboxylase-associated family protein. The coding region runs from base 49 to 933 and encodes 294 amino acids. The transcript has a single exon. The record is from RefSeq and is a predicted model, not a curated record. NCBI's taxonomy places the organism in Eukaryota, Fungi, Ascomycota, Pichiomycetes, Serinales.
CAUCGCUCAUCUCUCAGGGCUAUCACCUCCUAUUAAAAGUAGCAUAAAAUGUCAUCUCAAACCCCUGUGAAAACUAACUACAACUUGCCGAAGCCAAUGCCGGCAUACCUCCCUACUAAGGGUUCGGUGCUCUACGCGGACCGCACCUUCUACGACGCUGUUGCUAACUCCAAGAGAGAGCUCACCGAAUCACUAGUGGUACCAAUCCGCUCUGGACGUGCCUGGAAGGUACCAGCGGGCUCUGUCUGCCGGAUCACCACCCCAGAAGGGCCUCAGGUGGGUGACUUGAACAUCUGGAAUUUCCACAACCCACGCGAAAGAAUGUGGGCUGCUCGUACCAGGCAGCUCCACAGCGCCCAUGUGUCGGUCUACGAUAGACUAUGGUCUACUUUACCGUACCUUCGUCCGCUUGUCACAAUCACGGGGGAUUCCAUGAAGGAUAGAGGCCAGGACGAGCACGGUGGUAGACUCCACGACUUGCUCGGGACCAGAUGCGAUCCGUAUGUGGAUAAGCUCUUGUCUGGCGAGGAUAACGACUUCCACUGUCAUUCUAACCUCGUGAGAGCGGUUAUGCCGUAUGGCUUGACUGAAUUCGAUGUCCACGACGUGUUGAACGUGUUCCAGUUGACCGGUUUGAACGAGCACGACCAGUACUUUAUGGAAACCUGCCCUGCCGUCAAGGGCGACUACAUCGAGUUUUUUGCUGAGGUUGAUGUCUUAAUGGCCUUGUCUGCCUGUCCGGGCGGGGACUUGUCUACCUGGGGCUGGGGUGAAGGGGACGAAGAGGAGCUUGAUAUGGUCGACUGUUGUAGACCUUUGGGCGUUGAGGUGUACCAGAUCACCGAUAAAGAGGUGUUGAAAGAUUGGAAGAGCCCCGAGGUGGCCAACUACUCCGGUAACCACGGAUUAGAGUUCCCUGUGUUCCAGAAAUAAGUAGAUAGAACUGCAGAUUAUUGGGGGAGUACCAUAAAUUAAUAAUAAUGAUUUCACAAUAUAAGGUAAAGUGUGGAUCGGAACCCUGAAGGAGACAGGCUGCUCCUAGGGGUUUACACUUUAUUCAAGCUUCUGGGUGAUUCAGAUAUAUGGCUUAAAGGACUGAGAGUUAUGUAUCUGACUAAAAGAGCAAGUGAUCCGCAGAUCAAGACAGACUCUGUUCCUAAUUUAUAUAUCUAAAUAGCGAAGCUAAA